This is a messenger RNA of Trypanosoma grayi, 343 nucleotides long. RefSeq lists its product as hypothetical. The annotation marks the transcript as partial. Lineage: Eukaryota; Euglenozoa; Kinetoplastea; Trypanosomatida; Trypanosomatidae. The record is from RefSeq and is a predicted model, not a curated record. The transcript has a single exon.
AUGCAUUUCCUCCUUCCUCCUUCGGGCAGCGGCGCCAGGCCGUUAAAUUGCACGUGGAACAACAACAACAACAACAGAGCCAUCCGUCCAGAGUUCACAGUGGAGGAGCUCAGGUGGCGUAGGUGCCUUCCGGCGGAAGUUUCGGGCUAUCCAUCUGGUACAUGUUUGAAGCUAUACCUCGUCCGGGUCCUCCGCGGUGACACCUUCGAGCGAUGUGUGAAACAGGGCUCGAGAUGCCUACCGCAGCGUGAGGGGCGGGAUCCUAGCUUCAAUAUGGAGUUCUGGGUAUUGUGCCAUGAUGGUGGUAUACAGUUGUCGUACGGGGUGUUCGGUCGGGUAUACC